AUGGAGUACAGCCUGCGUGAACCCGAGGAGUCCUUUUUCUUGGUGUCUGCUCCAUCUACACCCACAGCACCUCUCGAAUUUGCUUGGCCUGGUCGGAAUACUCUUCUCAAUACUGCGGUCUCAUCGUUCUGGCAACUAACAAUGUCACGCGGUUUUAAGGCUCUACGAAGGUCCAUCAAGGGUGGAGAGAAGGACCCCAAACCCCAUAUUACUAUUCAACCGAAAUCUGCCGUCGCCAUUGUCCCUCCAAAGAAGGUUAUAAAAGCUCUUUACGAUUACGAAGCACAAACUCCACAGGAGCUCGGCUUUUCACGCGGCGAUUUCUUUCAUGUUAUCGGCCGUGAAAAUGACCAAGAGUGGUACGAGGCAUGCAACCCUGCGCUACCAGAUGCUCGUGGUCUCGUGCCCGUCGGAUAUUUCCAGGCCCUUGGGCGUACGGAACGUGAUAGCGGCCAGUCCCAGACCGGUUCUUUGGGUUUCAAGACCGUAGAUAGCGAUUCGGGAUAUGGUGAAGGCUCGGCAGCCUCGCCCCCUGGGGCCAACGCAGGACACCGGAUUUCGAAGACCCCUGGCAAGAACGGUGCCAUGGUUUAUGGUGUCGUUUUGUACGAUUUCCAAGCUGAACGGGCAGAUGAAUUGGAAGCCAAGCAGGGCGAGGCCAUCAUUGUGAUCGCCCAGUCGAACCCCGAAUGGUUCGUGGCAAAGCCUAUUGGGAGACUUGGCGGCCCGGGUCUGAUCCCCGUAUCCUUCGUUGAGAUUCGGGACAUGGCGAGUAAUGUUCCUGUCCCGAAUCCCCAUGAAGCAGUACGAAAAGCUGGGAUUCCGAAGGUGGAAGAGUGGAAGAAGAUGGCCGCAGAUUACAAGAACUCGAGCAUAACUCUCGGCAAGUUUGAUGUCGGUGGUGGCGGUGGUCAACAACCACUCGACCAGGCCAUGAACCGCUUGACGUUGCAAGGAAGCGCCCGGUUAAGCCAGCAGACCACUCACACCCAGCAACAAAUACAGGGUCAAGGACAAGCCUAUGCGGCGAGGCCAACAUCGAUGCUAUCCGCACCCAUUGCAGCCCGGGUUCCGAGGUACUGCUUUGCCGAGGAUAAGUACUGGUUCGUCAUCGAAACCGAACUAGAGGAUGGUCGGUGCUUUGAGCUUUCGCGGUACUACGAGGAUUUCUACGACUUCCAGAUUGCGCUCCUGACAGAGUUCCCCCUUGAAGCUGGAACUACAGGCGGCACAACGCGAACGCUACCCUACAUGCCCGGUCCUGUUAAUUACGUGACUGAUGCGAUUACGGAAGGCCGCCGCCACAACCUUGACUCUUACGUCAAGAGUCUGCUCGAGCAACCACCACACAUCUCCCGCUGUAACCUGGUCAAGCAGUUCUUUACUCCUAGAGAGGGUGAUUACGAGAUCGACCCUAGCGUUGCUCGGGAGGAAUACCGAUUUUCGGGAGGCUCUGGUCCGUCUCCUGGCUCACCAGCUGACGGCCUGUCACUACAGAGCACAGCCGGCGGUAACAGAUACUCAGCCGGUCUGGGUGCUCCUCAGAGACAGUUGAGCAUUGGCAACGGCCAACCACCCAUGAACCGCCAGAUAUCAGGACUCACGCAGGCUUCGCAGACUUCGUUGUCGCCUGCUAUCAUGCAAGGUGGCGCGCAAAUGAAGGUGAAGCUGCACUUCAAUGGCGACAUCAUUGCAAUCCGCGUACCCAAUGAUAUUCCUUUCCAAGCUCUUCACGACAAGAUUCUUGACCGUCUCAAGAUUCCCCAGGGCGAACACGUUCAGCUAAGUUACAAGGACGACGCCAGUGGCGAGAAGCCUCCUCUGAUGAACGACGAGGAUCUCGAUAUUGCACUGGGGCGGAACGAGAAGUUGCUCGUUUACGUGGAAUAA
Molecule: messenger RNA, 1890 nt
Organism: Sordaria macrospora k-hell
Lineage: Eukaryota; Fungi; Ascomycota; Sordariomycetes; Sordariales; Sordariaceae
Biological process (GO): conjugation with cellular fusion
Cellular component (GO): cytoplasm; mating projection tip
Molecular function (GO): protein-macromolecule adaptor activity; phosphatidylinositol binding; protein binding
Source: RefSeq, a predicted model, not a curated record